Ceutorhynchus assimilis (cabbage seed weevil) is the source of this 2307-nucleotide messenger RNA. Lineage: Eukaryota; Metazoa; Arthropoda; Insecta; Coleoptera; Curculionidae. The record is from the annotation of a GenBank genome assembly.
UUAAACUAGCUUCGUUUACACGGUUUAUUUUAUUUUGAAAUUAUUUUAACAAUUUUUAUUAUUUAAUAUUUAAUGGCAAUACUGUUAAACAGAUAUCAACUAGCAGUUCCCAUACUUUUAUUAACUGCUAAGUGUUUCUCUUCUAAUAUCAUGUCCACAGUUACUGUGUCCGACACUAGUUUAGUUGAAAAAGCUAAAAAUUUAGCUCCACCACUUAGUUCUGGCAAACAUAAAGGACAGGCUGGAAGAAUUGGUGUCUUUGGUGGUAGCAUAGAAUUCACAGGAGCCCCAUAUUUUUCAUCAAUAUCAGCUCUAAGAGUAGGAGCUGAUUUAAGUUACGUUUUCACCAUAAAAGAUGCUGCUUUUGUGAUAAAAUCAUACAGUCCUGAAUUGAUGGUAUUGCCUUUUCUGGAUGAUCAAGAGGCUAUUGAGAAAAUUAGUCCAUGGAUUGACCGGCUACAUGUAGCAUUGUUAGGACCUGGUCUGGGUCGUUUGAAAUCAACACAAGGUAUAUUUGAGAAAAUCAUUGAUGUCUGUAGAUCCAAAAAUAUCCCAUUGGUUAUUGAUGCCGAUGGACUAUUCUUCAUUGCUGAUAAUCCAAAUAUAAUCAAAGACUAUCCGGCACCAGUCAUACUAACACCCAAUAAAAUGGAAUUUCAAAGACUAAUAGGAGAUAAGCAGAAUGUCACCAAAGAAGAACAAGCAAUACAGUUUUUGGAAAAAGUUGGGUCUAAUGUUACUUUGUUUUGUAAAGAUGCAACAGAUGAGAUUAUAACAAUGACGAAAAAUGUUAAGAUCAGUGGUGGAGGUUCAGGUCGACGAUGCGGAGGUCAAGGCGACAUGUUGGGUGGAGCCAUGUCAACUUUUUUAGCUUGGGCGUUGGACAAAAAAUGGGAACCUGCCGUCGCCUGUUACGCUGCCAGCAAGCUGACACGAGACUGCAACGCAAAAAGUUUCGCCAAAUACGGACGAAGUAUGUUGGUGACCGACAUGAUUCACGAGCUGCCUGAGGUUUUCAGGGAAAAUUUUGAAUUGAAAGACGAGCAAUUUAAUUAAUUUAGUCAGGGACGAAAACCGCUUUUUUGAAUAGGGAUUAAAGGUGUUUUUGCAUUUUGUUAUUGUUGGCCUAUGAUAAGAAAUAUAUUUUUUUGUUGGUAACCUUAAGAUUGUUGCUCUUAUUUGUAACUUUGUAGGGUACCUACCCAGGUCUGGAAAUUUCGCAGAUAUAUAAUUCAAGAAAAAAAUCCCUUCUAACUUUUACAUGGCACUUGAUAGAUUUUUUAAGCCUAAAUACCUAUUAGGAGAGUCAUUCAGCUGUGUAUUUUUUUAAAUUUAUGUAUUUGUAAACAUUUCUGUAACCAACCUGAAUAAAUCUUGAAAAUCUGUAGUUUUCAAAUAAAACAAAUACAUUUAUUGAUUACUGACCCAUAUUUAUUGAAAACAAACUCAAGCAUAUUCCUAUAAAUUAAUAAAUACAUAAUUAGCAACUAAAUAGUAAUUGAAUUCUAAAACAAUAGGUAAUAGGUACAAAAACCAAUAAGAAUAGAUAAUUAUUAUGAAUAAUUGCAUGAACAAACUUUACUUUCCUUUUUGUUCAACAGGUUGGGCUUGUUGUGGCUGCGCUUUGGCCGGUUCUCCAGUUUGGGUAAUUGGAAUGGUCUUAUGCUCAAUUUCCAUUUUCUCAACAGUUGGAGCAGUGAUGGUCAAAACUCCGUCAGAAGACAAACUGGAUGUAAUUUUUCCCAUAUCGCAGUUCUUUGGCAAAACAUAUCUUCGCACAAAAUGCCUGGAAAUAUAUCCAUGCUCGUCCUGUUGUUCCUCGUGCUUUCCUUCAAUGGUCAAAACAUUUUCAUCGGUAACUUUGACGGUAAUUUCUUCCGGUUUAAAUUGUUGAACAUCCAAGUUGGCUUGGAACUUGUCUUUGUCGAAACUCACUGUGGAACCGGUGUCUUGGUUAGCAAGUUCAGAACGCCAGUUUCUCAAAUAACCAGCUGGGGUUCUUGUCAGCAAACGGUUGUUCAGAUUCAAGGGUUGGAAAAUAUCGUCGUGGUUGAGUCCAAGUCCAAAGUGUUGGUCCAGGAUUCUGGAUGGCCUGCUGACUGGGUAGUCGAAUGGGUCACUGAGCAAGAAUGGAAUCAGAGACAUUUUUCUUCAAUAAUAAACACUGUAGACUCUUCAAGAAGAUAAUACAGGAUCACACACAAUUUUAUACGCGAGAACUCUUUUGUCGUUAUUUUCAGGUUUAUCGUUUCACUUGUAAACAAACUCUGAUCAUUGCGCAAGCUGGCGGACAAUUUAUAUGGUGUU